CAUGUUUCAAUUAAUUUUUUUAUGAAAAAAAACAUGAAGUCUCUAAAAAGUGUGGAUAAAUAAAAAAAAUAAGUAAAAACAACAAUUCUCUCCUAAAAUAUGCAAAAUAUUCAGUGCAUUCUCUAGGCCUAAAGCUCUGCACCCCCGACAACGACGUACAGACUACAGAGAACAUCACACUUUCAAUUCCACCUGCUUGGCGCCAGCAUCACCUAUACACACACAUAUACAUACAUACAUCUAUACAUUCACGCUUUUCGAGGGUUUGUAAACGUGUUGUAGAGUUGUUGAUUGUUGAUUAGGAUGGGGAGUCAUGCGGCGGAUACGCCGGAUGACUGGGUGGAUGGUUCGUGGACGGUGGAUUGUGUUUGCGGUGUGAAUUUCGAUGACGGUGAGGAGAUGGUGGACUGUGAUGAGUGUGGGGUGUGGGUGCAUACGCGGUGCUCGCGGUAUGUGAAGAGUGAGAAGAUGUUUUCGUGCGAGAAGUGUAAGGGGAGGAAGAGUGGGAGGGAGGGGAGGGUGAGGAGUGGGGAUGGGGAGGAGGAGAAUGAGGCUGCGGGUGUGUUGGUGGAGAUGCCGAAUGAGAGGUCGGGGAGGAGUGGGGAGAGUGGGGGGUUUAGGAGGAGGUAUCGGACGCAGGUGCCGAGGGAGGAGAGGGUGCAUGUGCAGGGGGUUCCGGGUGGGGAGAGUGGGAUUUUUGGCGGGAGUGGGUUGUCGGGGGUUUUUGGCGCGGGGUUGUGGAAGGCUACUGGGUAUGUGCCGAAGAAGUUCGGGUUUCAGUAUAAGGAGUUUGAUUGGGGUGGUGGGAAUGAGAGUGGUGGUGUGGAAGCGGGGGUUGAUGGUGGUUCUGUAGGUUUUGGUGCGGGGAAGAGAACGCAAGGGGAAGAAAUUAAGGAAAAGAAAGGGGAGGGUGUAGAUACUGAUGUUAGGAGCACCCGGAAGAUUGGCAUGAUGAAGGACAGGAUUUCAAUGCACUCUACCGCGGUUGACAGGGGCAAGCAUAACUAUGAAGGUCCACAGAAUUCAAACGAUGUCAGUAGGAAAAAAAAGGCGAGAGCUGUCCAUGUAGAAAGGGAUAAUUCUAGUAAGAGAAGCCCUUCUGCUUCCAGACCAGGAAAAGGAUUUAAGGUCGAUCGGAAUGUUAUUUCAAGUGGAAAACAUGAAAAAGUAACAGGCAAUGUGCGUGCUGAACCAUCCCUGAAAGGAUUUCCCAUAAAUGGUGUUGGGGUUGAUGAGUCAAAGAACACUGUAACCACUAGUGGUCAGGCAUCAGAGACCUGUGUCGUGUCAACACACAGAUUAUUACCUAAAGCAAGAUCAAAGGAUGAAUGUGACGGGCUUACUGCUGCUAUUCAGAAUUCUUCUAAAAUCAGUAAUAAUGUGCAAUUAUUAUUGGAUAGCAAUGAUUCUGAGAGUCUUUCUGCAAAAACUAAGGAUGUUAUAGAUCUUGAUAACCAGAGGGACAAAGAAAGAUGUGUCAAUAGAAGCACUCCCAUGUCCAGUGAAUCUGCUGGUUACCUGCAACAACCUAAGAUAGCUUCUUAUGUAGGUAAUAAUACAACUACAGGUUCUGGGUUGAUGCAGAGAAGUGAAACUGUUAAUCAUUUAAAUUGCCAACAAUUAUCGAAGGUCGACCACACCCUACUAAAGCCUCACUCCGGAGCUCCAAACGCUCCUGCAACAAUAAGUGAUGCAGAGUAUGCAUUGUUAUUGCAUCAAAAACUUAACAGAUCUUCAAGAGUUCCUCGGGUGCCACGAAUGCGGCAUGCUGGUAGUUUACCUCAGUUAGCUUCUCCGACUGGUGCGAACAUGCUUAUGAAACAGUCUCCAUCUAGUUCUGCGGGAAAAGACCACGGACCAGUUUUUAAAAGAAAAGGAAAGAGUAUAGCAGAAGAGGGCACUCAAAAUUAUCAGAGGACCAAUGACUCGGAUCGCACAGCAGUUUCUGCUACCCGGAGGGAAGUGGACUGUGGGUCAGCACCAGGUUUACAAUCUGCUAACAAGAGUAAUCCUCCUGCAGCUAACAAAAGAUAUGUGUCUUCCAGAUCUAAGUCAGCUCAAACCUCUGAUAAUGGCACUGGCUCUGACAUCAUUGUCACCCGUCGGACGUUACCAGGAUUACUCUCAGAGAUUAUAACAAAGCGCAUGACCUAUAAGGAGCUUUGUGAUGCUGUUUUACCGCACUGGCCAUACUUGAGGAAGAAUAAUGGGGAGCGUUAUGCAUAUUCAAGUCACUCACAGGCUGUUCUUGAUUGCCUGAGGAGCAGAAGAGAGUGGGCUCAGCUUGUUGAUCGUGGUCCCAAGUCAAAUGCUGGAAGGAAGCGACGCAUGUAUAAUGCUGAGGCUCUAAGUUCCGAGGAUAAGGAUAGCAACAAAAAGAGUACAGAGGUUGGAGAUUGUAAAAAUGUUUCAGAAUCAUGCCAAGACCAAUUCCCAAAGGGUAAAAGAAAAAUGAGGAAGCGGCGUAGACGGUUAGCACUGCAAGGAAGAGGUCUCAAGAAUAUGGACAUUAUGAGAAAAGAAAAGGAAGCUGAGGAUGUCAGUUAUGAUGAAGAUAGCUCGCAAUCGAGUUCCAGUAGUGGGGAGGAGAGUAUGUCCAGCGAGGGUGGGACAAUACAAUGGUAUGAGCGAACAGGUUCAUCUGGGGGUUGGGCUCAAGUCUCUGCAUCAGAGUAGUUAAGCUGGCUAGAGAAUUUAGUUGGUUUAUCUAUCUGUUUUUCGUCUUCAGAGUACUUAGCGGGCUAGAACAAUUUUGUUGGGUUCUAUUGUUUCUUUUAUGUACAUUAGCAAAUGCAAAAAUUUAGGAAGUGUUGCAGUUAUGUUAUAGUCUUCGUGCCGAAAAGCUCCAAUGUUAGACUUUCACAGGCACCUAGCUCUAUUAAAAUCCCAAAAGAUAUGUUUGGAUUUUGAUCUUUUUUAGUCGAAUUUCUAGUAAAGGAUUUAGUUGGACA
Molecule: messenger RNA, 2951 nt
Organism: Daucus carota subsp. sativus
Lineage: Eukaryota; Viridiplantae; Streptophyta; Magnoliopsida; Apiales; Apiaceae
Exons: 9
Coding region: 304-2676 (790 amino acids)
Cellular component (GO): nucleus
Source: RefSeq, a predicted model, not a curated record